This is a messenger RNA of Bombyx mori (domestic silkworm), 8957 nucleotides long. RefSeq names its product rho GTPase-activating protein 190 (gene RhoGAPp190). Gene Ontology annotation, cellular component: cytosol. Lineage: Eukaryota; Metazoa; Arthropoda; Insecta; Lepidoptera; Bombycidae. Gene Ontology annotation, biological process: regulation of axonogenesis; regulation of cell size; Rho protein signal transduction. The coding region runs from base 211 to 4986 and encodes 1591 amino acids. The record is from RefSeq and is a predicted model, not a curated record. The transcript is spliced from 40 exons. Gene Ontology annotation, molecular function: GTPase activity; GTP binding; GTPase activator activity.
UCUUGUAGCCAAUAGCCGUAAAAAAAUAAAAAAAUAAAAGCUAAGAAAGCGAGUUGUGUCAAGAAUUUUGCGUUUUUAGUUAGAAAUCAUUUAGAAUUAAAGGAAAAUGUAAAGUAAUCAAUUUACAAAAGUUUCAACAUUGUUAUGAAGAAUGUUACGAAAAUUUUGAAAAAGUUAUUGUGAUCAAAGUGUGUGAUAAAUUCUGGAAAGAUGGCAAAAAAAUCUGAUAAUACUGGCGGGAAGCUGGUUACCAUAUCUGUAGUUGGUUUGUCUGGUACGGAAAAGGAGAAAGGGCAGCUAGGCGUGGGCAAGUCGUGCCUCUGUAACAGGUUUGUUCGAACCCACGCCGAUGAUUACAACGUCGAUCACAUUUGCGUUCUGAGUCAGUCGGAUUUCAGCGGGCGCGUUGUGAACAACGAUCAUUUCCUGUACUGGGGCAACGUGCAGAAGGAGAACGACGAUCAGGAGUACAGGUUCGAGAUAGUCGAGCAGACCGAGUUUGUGGACGAUGCGUGCUUUCAGCCGUUCAAAGUUGGCAAAACUGAACCGUACGUGAAGCGAUGCGUCGCCACGAAACUCCAGUCGGCCGAGAAAUACAUGUACGUGUGCAAGAACCAGCUCGGCAUAGAGAAGGAGUACGAGCAGAAACUGAUGCCGGAAGGGAAGCUCACCGUUGACGGGUUCAUGUGUGUCUAUGACGUCAGCCUGGUGCCGGGGAGGACUUGGGAGAAACAGAACGAAAUUAUAGCGGCCAUAUUGCAGAAUAUAAUCAAGCUCAAGAAGCCGGUUGUACUGGUGACUACGAAAAACGAUGAGGCUUGCGACCAGGGAGUCCGGGAGGCCGAACGCUUAGUUCAAAGGAAAGAGUUCAAAGGUUCCAUACCGAUAGUGGAGACGUCCAGCCACGACAACGUCAAUGUGGACCAAGCGUUCUUCCUGCUGGCCCAGAUGAUUGAUAAGUCGAAAGCGAGGAUCAAGGUGGCGAACUACGCGGAGGCUCUGCGCAUAAGGCGGGAAACUUUGGACUUCGUGACGGAAGCGUUCACUCAGCUCAUACGGAUACACGUCGAGGAUCAUAAAGAAUUAUGGUCUUCUGUGAGCAAGAGGCUUUGUCAUCACGCGGAGUGGAUUAAGUUUGUUCAACAGUUUGGGAAUGAUGGUACUCAAGUCGUGUUCCGUCGGCACGUGCGCCGCCUCAAGGAGGAGCGCUCUGCGAAGAAGCUGCGGAACCAACUCGCCAAGCUGCCUCAAGUGUUGGCGAGACUCCAGCUGCCCACCGAAGAACUACAAGAGAACGACUGGCCGGUGGUGGUGCGGCAGCUGCGCCUGCACCGCGACUUCUCGGUGUACUUCAGCGAGGGCCGCGGCGCCGACUCGUGCUCCGAGACCGGCUCCGAGCUGGACAGCCCCCUCGCCAUCGACACCACGCUGCGGGUCGGCGAGAGGACUCGCUAUCAGACACUCGGUCAGUCGCAGAAGAUACCCUACGAGAUAUUGGAGACGAACGAGGCAGCUGCGGUGUUCAAGUCCUUCCUUCACGAAGCCCAGGAGGAGCAGAGGAAUUAUGAAUGGUGUCAGCAAUUCAAACGUCUCCUGGAGGAGACCGGGUACGUGACCCCUGGGAAGCAGCUGUCGGAGGUGCGCGUGCUGCUGAUGGGCAGGGAGUGCUACGAGGCCCUCUCCGAAGAACAACAGCAGAGGGUCUACGACCAGCACCAGAGGCAGAUACAGCGUCGGGCGAAACACAACUUUCAGGAGUUGCUACUGGAGCACGCGGACCUGUUCUACCAUUUCAAGAGCAUAUCGCCGACCGGGACCAUAACGCAAGAAGACAUCAAGGAAAUCACCGAUGUGCUGCAAGAUGACUUUAGGUACAAAAUGCUGGAUCGGAUGGAGCAAGACAGGAAGCUGAUGCUGUUCCAGCACCUCGGGUUCGUGCACUGCCCGAUGCGGGAGCACUGCCCCGCCGGACCCAACUGUCUGGACGCCACCCUGCCCGUCAUACUCAACACCAGAGUCGGGUCGCUGACGUCGGCAGGCGAGUCCCAGUGCCUGGCCGGGCCGCCCGCCGCGCCCUGGGCCCUCACCACCGACACCAACCACAUCAACGUCAUCAUCCUCGGGAUGGAAGGUGUGGCUGGCGAAUUCGGCAAGCGCCUGAUGGCCGGCUGCGACUCCGAGCGGCGCAUCAACGUGCACGGACACAGCUGGAGGCUCGAGCAGAGGAUCAGGACCGAUGACUUCUCUGAAACGACCUCCAUAGACGAUUUUGCACCUAAUGGCUACUUCUGUGUGUAUCAAGAUCAAGAAUCUUUUGAAUACAUCCGAGCUUGUGCCGAGAAGACUUUGCUUUGUAGUUUGGAACAAGAAGACAAACUGCCUUUUCAAGGUCUGCCGCUAGUCGUGAUGUUCGUACAAGACGAGGGAAUGGAUAAGAAGGAGCUGGCCAGACUCCAAGAGGAGGGUCAGAAUCUCGCCGACAACCUCCACUGCUCGUAUAUGGAGGCGUCCAUCGGCGAGCUGGGCACGGAGGCGCUGACCCGCGAGGCGGUGCAGGAGCUGGUGCGCGCCAACAGGGACAAGGCGAGCUACGCGCAUUUGUACCGUGACGUCAUUGUGUGCUUCGACUCCGAUAUCAGAAUAAUGGUGUGCAUGUUCUGCGACGACCCGUACUCGGCGGAGCGAGUGCUGAGUCCGUUCCUGUCGCACCGCGGCUGCUUCCUCACCGGCGACCGCUCGCUGCUCAUAGAGACCUUCCUCGGAGACUCCAAACGGAAGGUCGAGGUAAUAAUAUCAAGUUUCCACGGAGCCAGUCAAUUCAGAGAGGAGCUGAUACACGGUUUCAUUCUGAUUUAUUCGGCGAAGAGAAAAGCCAGCUUAGCUACCUUAAAUGCGUUUUCGAUGAACAUACCAAACCUGCCAAUACAAAUGGUGGCGGUGACGGAGGGCGGCGGCUCGGCGGCCAGCGCGUUCUUCGGCACGGACGUCGGGCACGCGCUGCUCACGGACGGGAACGCCACCGCCGACCGCCUCGCCGCGCACUUCGCCACCUACUCCUGCAGCGCAGACGCCAAAUCCGCGUUCUACACGUCGUUCUUCAAGGAGGUGUGGGAGCGCAAGGGCGAGAUCGAGCGCGCCUUCCGCCUGGAGCAGCCCGGCGCCGCGCACAACCUGCCCGACGUGGCCGCGGCGCGCGCGCCCGCUCGCUGCGACCCCGCGAGGGAGCACAAGUUAACGAACUCGUUGGAUCUGCUCAUCGGGCCCGACUCGAGAGCCGACAUCGACUCUGAGUACAGCGACACCCUGAACAACUCCAAGAACAGAGGAUUCUUGAAAGGUUUCAGCGUGUACCCCCCUCCCAGCACGCCGCCGGAGCCUGCGCCCCCGGACCACAGAAUGCACCCGGAUUUGUCUCCGGAUCUCAACUGUUCUGAAGAUUCACUGAGCACACACGAGUCAGAUGGCGGUGGGUUGUGGCAGCCUCCCGGCUACGGGCACCGCGCCUUUACCACGGGACGCACGCGCCCGCACCCGCCGCCCCCGCGCCCCCGACACUCACAGACGCUCAAGCAACCCGGUAAAUUGGACAUGAACAACUACACGAUGGUCAGCGACGCUCUACAACACAUCACUAUAGGUCCCCCGGCUCACUCCCGAGACAGGAAGUCUCAACGUUCCGGCUGGUCACACUCGAGCGGUCAGCAGGGUCACCACCACCACCCCUCCGGAGUCAGCUCGGAAACUGAACUGGAUGCUCAAUACGCGCAGAUUAAAGAAACGAACGAGUAUAUGGAGGCGCCAUCUAUGACGCGCUUGAGGAGACAUCGGAGACACGAGAAGACACCGCUGCACCAACCAUCGUUCUCGGAGACGGACAGUUCCGGUUCUAGCGAAGCGUCCGGUGCCGGACGCGCGCCCGCCCGCCGCCGCCACGCCGCGCACCACGCGCCGCGACACUACAAGAAACGGUCCUUAGGUAACCUGGUGGCGGUGCAAAGCCCGCGAGUCCCGAAGCUCGGCAUGUUCGUGGGGCCGCCGGAGCUGCCCACCGGCUACAGAGGUAGAACGCAAGAGGACAAGGCCGCCAGCGAGUCUAGCGACGGCAGCUCGGACGCGGACACGCGGCGGGUGCGCCCGCUGCCGCCGCCCCCGCACCACGAGCCCACCCACAAGAUACUUGCCGGCGAGUACCCGGCGUCGAUACAGGAGAACUGUACGGCCAGCGCGCCGGACCCGCGCCGCAGACCUCACCCCUUCGGCAAACACGACAGGAGGCACAAGGAAUUCUCGAAGAGUAAGGACAAGAAGAACUCAUCACAAGCAGCCAAUGCAGCGUCAAUUCAGAAUUGGGGUCCGCAGGGCGGACACGGCGUUCCACUGUUCGUAGAGAAGUGCAUAGAGUUCAUAGAGCGCGAAGGGCUGGGCUCCGAGGGACUGUACCGCGUGCCUGGAAAUAGGGCUCACGUCGAUAUGCUCUUCACCAAGUUCUACGAAGAUCCGAAUAUAGAUUUAGAUUCGCUAGACAUACCCGUGAAUGCUGUCGCCACUGCGCUCAAGGAUUUCUUCUCGAAGAAAUUACCGCCAUUACUCGAUGAGGCGAGCAUGGCGCAAUUGGAAGAUAUCGCGAAAGUGCACGUUGUGGGUACAGCGAUGCGCGGCUGCAUGGCGGGCGGCGUGGAGCUCAAGGACCGCAGCUGGCGGCUGCUGGCCCUGCGCGCGCUGCUGCACUCCGCGCUCACGCCGCUCGCGCGCGCCACGCUCGACUACUUGCUGCACCACUUCGCCAGAGUCGCCGACAACUCGAAACUGAACUCGAUGGACAGCAAGAACCUGGCGAUAUGCUGGUGGCCGACCCUCCUCCCGGUGCAGUUCUCGGACAUGGGCAGGUUCGAGAUGACGAGGCCCUACCUCGAGGACAUCGUCCAGACAAUGAUCGAUCAGCACCCGUUUCUGUUUCGAGGGCAGGAGGCGUUUGUCAUGGUGUGAGGGCAGUUGGAAACCACAAUGCAGGUUGCAUUCGUGAUGAACGACGUCUGACGUCACGCGAUCCCGUGACGUCACUGAACAUUUUCGAAACGGCUUGGUGUCGACCGAAUUCAAUCUCGAAGUGAGGUUUUUUUUGUUUCAAACUAGUGACGAGUGCGUGCGCGUUAUACGGGCAUUAAUCGACUAUCGACUUUUGUAGUCGAUAAUUUUAUAUCGAUUUACUGUAUUAACGUUGUGUAUCGGCAAGCUAUUGUUGUUCUAUUGUAGUAUUUUUGAAGUCGACGUGAUGAUAGAUUCCUUAGAAUUUAUAGUGCGUUUUUUAUUUUAAUAUACGUUUUUCCAUAUCAAUGCAUGCUUAGUGUGACGCUGUUGUUAUUAGAGGCUUGCGGUAUGUUCCCAUAUUUUCACGGCUUUCAUCGUUUGAAUGUAUUCGUUUUCUUUAUUUAUAUUCAGUACUGUUCGUAGUCGUUAUUAUAUACAACAAACAAUAAUCGGUUGGUAUUUUAUAUCGAUUUUGUGAGGAUAAAAAAAUAAUCGAUUAACACUUUCUAAAAUUAUCGCAUUUAAAUAGCUUUAAGAUUGGAAAUUCAAGCACAAAAACGUAUUUAAUGAAAAGGUUUUUAAACCUAGUAUUAUCGAGUAUAUUUGAUAGUUAACGUUUUUAUUAAUGGCAACACCACGUAACGAGCACAUUCCGUUCAAUCGAAAAUAUUAAGGAGUAAUUGUUUAUUAUAAUUACGUAAUUGUAAGUGACGUAUUUGUAAUCGUUGUUUUAAAAAAGUAUCGGUGUAAGUGUGUCUUUGAAAUCAAACGGUAUUGCCAACAUGCAAAAAUGCCUUUCGUAUGUGACCGUGGUUCAAUGUGUUUUGAUUUUUUGUAUCUUUUUUUUUUAACUGAAAGUGCAGCUUUGAGUUGUGAUAUUUUUGUGAAGCCCUAGAUGCCGUAAUAUUUGUAAAUAAAUAAUAGUAAUUGUCAUUUUUAAGUUACAUACUGGACAAAAGUUUGUAGAAAAUCAGCUUUGAAAUCGCCUUAUCAAUAUAAUUAUUGUUCAGAUACCUUUGAAUCAUAAAUCAAUUUGAUCUUGCCAGGCUACCAUGAUCACAGAUUGCUAUAAUAUUAUAAUUAAAAAAAAUUAAAAACGUGAUACCGUUUAUAUGAUCUGUGAAUUCAGAAUAUAUUACCUGUGAGAUUUUACUCGGAACAUAUAAAUAACAUUAUUUGCAUAUUAGUGUUGUAUGAAUCGAGAAUCUUUGGACAUAGGCAGCACACCGGUAAAAAAAAAAGAAAUGACAGUCUGUCAAACCAUUGACGUUUAAAAUGUAGUCGGUUAAGAUGUGUGCUUCCCUUUGCUUUGUGAGCCUUCGUAUCAUUAUUUUCCCAUUAAUUAUUUUGGGUAUUUUUAAUUAGUUUAGUAUAACAAUAUGGCAGUCGAGCUAGAUAAAAUUAUUAGAAAAUGUAAUUAAACAACACAGUGAGUGUUUUUUGUUGUUGUCUGAAUCAUCACAUUUUUAUAUCGAUCUUUAUUAUUUUCAAAUGGCAACUUCACUUUUGUAAUAACAUUCGAGACUGAUCUAUCGUUUAGUUCCUUUUAUUAAUAUUAACAAAUUCAUAACGCGAAUCGUUUAUGCGGCGUUUUAUUUUUGUCGAAUGAUAAAAUUUUAUCGAUUCAAAGUCGAUUCAGGAAAUGUUUUACGAUUAUUUCAUCAACGGUAAUUAGAACGAGUUUAUUUAUGAAUUGGUAAAGCGUUUCGCUUAAAUUAUGUAGCUUAAGUUGGCUUCGAAUCGAUAUAUAAGUUAUAUAUCGAUUAUCGAAUCGAAUCGAUACAUAAGUUCUAUAUCGAUAGUUUUAAAGAAUCGCGCGAGUGGCCUAUUUUUGUAAAUGUAAGUGUGUGUAGAUAAUUGCCGCGUAGGAAAUUAUUGUAUUGUACAUUUUAAUAAUAUGUAUUAUUUCGAGGCUCGCUUUUGUUAGAAGCAAUUUUUUGUUUUUUUUUUUGUUUACAAUCUCGUCAGAUAUAUUCGCGUAAGCUAAAAUGUCCACGAGUCAAGUGUGCGCUCGUUUAUGUGAACGCUGAUUAAAAGAAGAUUUAUCUCCGUACUGAAAUUUAAAAUAAGAUUUAGUUUUUGUGUAUUUAAAUAUUUUUUUAAAACAUCACACUGUAUUUUAGAUGAAUUUCGAAAAUUUUAUAUUAUUAAUUACUUUUCGUAUGAGAAAUGAUUUUAGGUGUUCAUAUAUAUUAAUAUAUGUAUGUAUAUUGUUUUAUUUUGCCAAAAAACGUGCAAUGCUAUCAUUAAUAUAUAUUAUAUAUAAUAAACUUAUCGUGUUUUACGACUAAUGAUUGUAUUUCAUCUGUUUCGCGUAUUUGUAAGCAUUAUUAAUUAUAAGUACGUACGUGUAAUGUUUUCGAUUAAGAAUAUAAUAUCUAAUAUAUAAAAUAUUCUCCAGUAAGCGUAGAUUUAAGACGUGUAAAAUGUAAGUUUUUAUCAAUAUUGUAAUAGCGUAUUGUGCUAUCUCUUUCGCGCACAGUGCGGCGUGCACGUUUGCGCGAAAGAGACGCCACGUCAUGUCCAUUAGGGGAAAUAUGGAGUUUUUAUAUUUUACUAUGAAUCGAAUGAGAAAAGAAAGACAUUGAACGUACCUACUGUUUUUUUUUUAAUAUAUUUAAUAUUAUAAUUUGUCUAGAAAUUUUCGCUUUGUAUCGAUCUCAAGAAUUUCUGUUGGGUUUUCUUAAAAAUUUAAAUUCCUUUAACAAAUAACCCUUCCCCUAAUGCGUGUGUGUUUUAUUUUUCAUUAAUAUUUCUACGAUGAAGUGGUCCGUGUAAAUAAUGUAAAUUCAUUGUGUUUUUAUUAGUUUUCGCUUAAUAAUUUAUUUAUUGAGAUAUAUUUUUUUAAUGAAAGAUUUUUAUAUUGAUAUUUUUGUUAUUUGAUGAACGCAAUAUUAUUUUUCGGAUAUAUUUUUUUUUGUUUGUUUUUUUUUUAAGUGCCAUGUAUGUUUUCGUAACUGAUCGUGAUUUCGGUGAUUCCUCGUUUUUUUUUUUGUUUCCAUUUUUUUUUUUCGAUUGUUUUUCGCGUAGUUUCUCUCGAAUGUUCUAUGGUUGUAUCGAUGUAAGCUUGUUCGGACGUUGCGUCCCUGCCUACCGUCUGACUGCGUUGUCGUAAAGUACCUAAGCUUUUGGUAGGGUGUCGUUAGUGUGUAUAAAAUGAAGUCUUCUUAUCGUGUAUUUUGAAGACUAAGCAAUUAAGAUUAAUGUUGUGCGCGAGGAGAUAAAAGCUCCGUUUUUUACUGAAAACUUAACUAAAUAGAACGUCUUUUUUUAAAAAUAUCCACCAUGAAACCCUAUUUUGAUAUUGUGAAGCUAUAUAACAAAAUGGCGUAGAGAAUCUGUUCGUGCACGUUAACUUUAUAUUUAUGCUGUAGUUUGAUUGAUGUUGUGAUAUUCGGAUAGAGAAGCUACCACGAAGGGCAUGACAGACAUGUUUUUUUUUUGCUAUGGCAACACUUGAUUUAAUCAAACGAACCUUCCGUAUUGUUCAAGGCAUCGUUUGUUCAUUCGGUUCAUUAGAACAACAAGAUGAUCAAACUUAAAUUCAAAAAAGAAAUGUGAAUAACAUAACGUAAAAUAAUAAUAUACAUAAUAAUUUUGAUGUGAGCGUUUCUUGCCAUAGACUAGAUAUUCUAACACGCUGAGUGAAAAGAGACAGUGUUGCCAUGAUAUGAAAAGUUGACACGUCCUACAAAAAUUUCAUAAAUCUUAAUAUGUGGCAACACGGCGCUUUUAAUGAAGACUAUGAGUGAAAGGUUCAUUAGAAUUCGAGAAUGUUGACAUGUCGUUGUCAUGUCCUUGUCAGUGUUAGUUGACGGCAGGCCGGAGACGCGCCGUUCGUGAAAUCAAUUUUGCUAUGCGUCUCAAUUACUGUAAACACACAGUUCAAAGGAAUGUGUCAUAUUUUAUAUUAAAUAACCAUCUAUGUA